Pelobates fuscus (common spadefoot toad) is the source of this 14079-nucleotide messenger RNA. It is a transcript of the gene LAMA5, whose product is annotated as laminin subunit alpha 5. Gene Ontology annotation, biological process: regulation of embryonic development; regulation of cell migration; tissue development. Gene Ontology annotation, molecular function: signaling receptor binding. Lineage: Eukaryota; Metazoa; Chordata; Amphibia; Anura; Pelobatidae. The transcript has 81 exons. The record is from RefSeq and is a predicted model, not a curated record. The coding region runs from base 83 to 11212 and encodes 3709 amino acids.
GCUCAGACAGAGAGCAGCCUGUACAGCGCUGUACCGGGGGAGAGACUGCCUGUACCGGGGGGAGAGUCUGGCAGAGCCAGGGAUGAUGAGACUGGCAGAGCCCGGUAUGAUGAGACUGGCAGUGCCUAGGAUGGAGACACUGGCAAAGCCCGGGAUGAUGAGGAUGUCGGUGCCCUGGAGGCUGGCAUUAUUGGUGUUGGUGCUCUGGCCAGGCACAGUCUGUGCCCAGGAGCUGCCCACUAAUGGAGUGAAUGGGUACAGCCUGCACCCUCCAUACUUCAACCUGGCAGAGGGCACCAAGAUCUCGGCCACUGCCACCUGCGGAGAGGGCGAGGCUGGCAAAGCCAUGGAGGAACUUUACUGCAAGCUGGUGGGGGGACCAGUGUCAGGGGACCCCAGCCAGACGAUCCAGGGGCAAUACUGUGACGUUUGCAUGGCCAGCAAUAGAGAAAAAGCACACCCAAUUACCAACGCCAUCGAUGGGACAGAACGCUGGUGGCAGAGCCCCCCACUAUCCCGAGGAUUGGAGUUAAAUGAAGUCAAUGUCACUCUGGAUCUCGGCCAGGUGUUCCAUGUUGCCUAUGUGUGGAUCAAGUUUGCCAACUCUCCCCGUCCGGAUUUGUGGGUGCUCGAGAGGUCGACGGAUUAUGGGGCUACCUACCAACCCUGGCAGUACUUCGCCUCUUCUAAGAGAGAUUGUCUGGAGUUUUUUGGUUUGCGCUCCAUGGAUCGUAUCACAAAGGAUGACGACGUCAUUUGUACGACUGAGUAUUCGCGCAUUGUGCCUUUGGAAAAUGGCGAGAUCGUGGUCUCGUUGGUGAUAGGUCGUCCAGGAGCGAUGAAUUUCACCCACUCCCCUGUGCUUAGAAAUUUCACCAAAGCUACCCACAUCCGCCUGCGGUUUCUGAGAACCAACACCUUGCUUGGGCAUCUAAUGGGCAAAACACUCAGAGACCCGACUGUUACCCGUAGGUAUUAUUACAGCCUGAAGGAUAUCAGCAUCGGGGGGCGCUGUGUGUGUAACGGCCAUGCUGAAGUGUGCAACGCCAAGGAUCCAGUCAACCCAUACAGGCUGUACUGCGUCUGUCAGCACAACACGUGUGGUGGGUCAUGUGAUCGCUGCUGCCCUGGAUACCAACAGUUACCGUGGAAACCUGCGACCAUGGAUAGCGCCAAUGUGUGUGAACCAUGUAACUGUAACGGACACGCACACGACUGUUACUACGAUCCUGAUGUGGAUCUCCGCAGAGCCAGCAUGAACCACCAGGGAGAGUACGCAGGAGGAGGAGUUUGCAUUGACUGCAAGCAUAAUACUGACGGCGUGAACUGUGAGCGAUGCCGCUUAACCUACUACAAAUCACCCGACCAUCCAAUCGACUCACCGUACAUCUGCCAGAAGUGCGCUUGUGAUUCAGAAUACAUGGAUGGAACGUGUGAGGACUUGACGGGAAGGUGUUACUGUAAACCAAACUAUACCGGCAAGGACUGCGGGCAGUGCGCUGAAGGGUUCGCCAACUUCCCAGAAUGCUAUGCUAUCACAGGUCCCCCAGGCGAUAAGACCGGAGAGCAGAUACUACCCGUAGGAGAAAUCAUCAACUGUGACUGCCAUGUUGCCGGGACCGUUGGAAACGCCUGCCGCAAAGACCCCGUGCUGGGCGCUUGUGUCUGCAAACAAAAUUUCCAGGGAGACGCGUGCGAUGACUGUGCUCCUCACUUCUUUGGUCCCAACUGCCAAGAGUGUUCGUGCUCCGGACCUGGUGUGUACGACGGGAGCUGUGACAAGGACACCGGGCAUUGUGUGUGCCGAGACGGAUUUAUAGGAUUCUAUUGUGAUCAGUGUUCUUCCGGCUUCUUCAAUUAUCCCCUCUGCCAACUGUGCCCGUGCAGCUCCGUGGGCACUCAACCCAACGGCUGUGAUGACUAUGGACGCUGCUUGUGUAAGCCUGAAUAUGGAGGACCCCGAUGUGACAAGUGCGAGUUAGGAUAUCACUCGUACCCUCAUUGCCAUGGUUGUUCCUGUGACCCGCGUGGCUCCGAGGAUAAUAUCUGCACCCAGACAGGUCAUUGUCAGUGUCGCCCCAACUAUUCGGGACAGACGUGCAACCAAUGUGCACCCGGAUUUUACGGCUUCCCAGACUGCGCUGCUUGUCAGUGUUCCCCAGAGGGGUCCCUGCACAGUAUGUGUGACCCCCAGAGUGGGCAGUGCAGGUGCCGCCAUGGAGUUGGGGGUCUGCGAUGUGAUGUGUGCGUCCCAGGAAUGUACGGCUUCCCAAACUGUGAAGUGGGACCAUGUAACCCAUCCGGAUCUUCCUCGGUUAGCGUGAACCCUCCAGAGGGAUCCUGUGAGUGCCGGGAACACGUCGAAGGGACAGCCUGCGAUAAGUGUAAACCCCUAUACUGGAACCUGGUCCCCGAAAACCCACAGGGGUGCACAAAAUGCCACUGCGGCUUCGAGGGCACCAUAAGUGGAGUGGGCGAAUGCCAACAAGCCUCCGGACACUGCUUCUGUAAGCCCAACAUAUGCAGCCGGUCCUGCAGCAGCUGCAAGGAUGGAUUCUACAACCUGGAACCCAACAGCUACUUUGGGUGUCAGGGGUGCCAGUGUGACAUCGGAGGAUCCAUCGGCUUGGCGUGCCACGAAGAGAGCGGCGAAUGCCAGUGCCGGGAAAACGUUGAAGGAUCGCAGUGUAACCGGCCAUCUAAAGGCUUUUACUUUCCCGACCUUCACCACUUGAAGUACGAGGUGGAGGAUGGCGUGUCCGCGGAUGGCAGACCUGUUCGCUUUGGUUAUAACCCCUUGGAGUUUGAGCAUUUCAGCUGGCGAGGCUACGCACAAAUGUCUCCCGUCCAGCCCAAGGUUGUGCUAACCAUCAAUGUCACCUCUCCGGACCUCUUCCGAGUGGUUUUCCGAUAUGUGAAUCGUGGGUCGGACAGCGUGAGCGGGACAGUGACAUUCUGGGAGGACAGGAGAUCAAAUGCUUGUGCCAACUGCUCUGAACAGUCCAAGCAGAUAACCUUCCCACCAAGUACCGACCCCGCAUUUGUGACCAUCCCGCAGGGCAGUUUUGGGUCACCGUUUGUCCUGAAUCCCAACACGUGGUCAGUGGAGAUAGAGGUGGAAGAUGUUCUGCUGGAUUAUCUGGUUCUCCUGCCCAGCGCAUAUUACGAAGCCCCCAUCCUGCAGGUGAAAGUCACAGAGCCGUGCAGCUACUUACUGUCUGCAGACCAGACCACCAACAACUGCCUUCUCUACAAAUACCUGUCGCUCGAUGGAUUUACAUCUGCACAAGGAAGUGAUGGGAUAUGCCGCCUCGAUAAUAAUCUGCCCAGACCGUGCCAAGCUGAGCGCAUCACUCCCCGGCACCCACCCAUGGUGAUGUGUUAUGGAAACGAUGUUGAUGUCCAGUUCCGUCUCUUGGUUCCUCACCCGGGCCGGUAUGUGGUUGUGGUGGAAUAUGCCAACGAGGAGGAAGUACAGCCCACCAGUGUCACGUUGAAUUCACCUCCGCACCACCCCCAGCAGGGAACCAUCAAAUUCUAUCCGUGUAAAUUCAGUUUCCUGUGUCGUGGGGUCGUCCUCGAUGCACAGCACAGAGUGGCCAGCUUUGAUAUCAGCACAGAAGCCAUUAUUCGCUUUACGGCAGAUCAGACGCGGUUCCAUUUAGCGAAGAUUUACUUGAUCCCAAGUGAGCAGUUUACCAUGGAGUAUAUUCAGCCACGUGUUCACUGUAUAGCCGUCCACGGAUCAUUUUCUCCCAGCAGUGGGUCCUGCGUUCCUUCACGCUUCCAGAAGCCAUCUCAGUCUGUGGUUCUAAGAGAGGGAAAGGUGGGAUCGGUCCCAGACAACGUUCCUCUGUCCCACGGAUUCCUGACGCCACACACAGAUGGUCACCAAGUUCCCACCCACCCAGACCCCCUGCCACCAACUGCUAUAGAUGCCACAAAGCUAAUUCACCUACAUAGCCCACAGACCGUUGUGGGGUACAACGGGCGCGUUCAAUCCCCAGGACGUUACGCUUUCGUAGUACAUUAUUACCAGCCUUCCCAGCCAACCUUCACCAUCGAGGUGCUCGUUCAUGGGGGCCGUGUCUGGCAAGGUUCUGCCAAUGCCACAUACUGCCCUCACGGUUACGGCUGCCGGAGUUUGGUUGUCUCUGAAAACCACCUUGUUCUAGAUGUGACGGAUAACGACCUGACGGUGACUGUGCGUGUCCCUGGCGGGAAGAUAAUCUGGCUGGAAUACAUUCUGGUGAUCCCCGAAGACAGUUACAGCUCCAGCUAUCUUGUAGAAGAACCGUUGGACAAAUCGUAUAACUUUAUCAGUCAGUGCGGAGCCAACAGCUUCCAGAGCAACCCGGCCCCAUUCAAGUUCUGCCGAGACGCUGCUGUCUCCCUGUCGCUUUUUUACAAUAAUGGUGCCCAGCCGUGUAACUGCCACGAAGCUGGUGCUGUGGGCGCGUCCUGUGAGCCGUACGGAGGGCAGUGCACCUGUCACCCACAUGUAAUUGGAAGAGAUUGUUCCCGCUGUGCCGUGGGAUACUGGGCUUUCCCAAACUGCAGACCCUGUGAAUGCGGCUCUCGCCUUUGUGAUGAGGUGACCGGUCAGUGUAUCUGCCCCCCUCGCACCGUGAAGCCGGAGUGCACAGUUUGCCAGCCACAGACAUUCGGUUGCCACGCACUGAUUGGCUGUGAGAAUUGCGACUGCUCCAGAACCGGACUGCAGAACAUGACAGAGCUAGGAUGUGAUAUCCACACCGGACAGUGCACGUGUAAGCCAAACAUCAUGGGCAGAAGGUGUGAUAAAUGUGCCCCUGGCUACUUUGGUUACCCCAACUGCAGGCCGUGUGAAUGUAACCGGGCAGGUACAGAGCCCAGCAUCUGUGACCCCGUGUCUGGCCAGUGUCAUUGCAAGGAAAAUGUGGAGGGGCUGAGCUGUGAGCGAUGCCGCCUGGGCACCUUCUACCUGGACGCUGACAAUCCCAAGGGCUGCACCAGAUGUUUCUGUUUUGGAGCCACUGAUCGGUGCCACACAGGGUCCAAAUAUCGUGCAGAGAUCAGCGACAUGACCGGCUGGGUACUGGUAGGGGGAGAUCGGCAGGAAGUGGAGACCUCCAUACAGCCAAAUGAGGGGCUUGUUACAGCCGAUCUGUCAGAUAUUCCAGAUGUUUACCAAGAAUUCUAUUGGCUUGCGCCACGCAGCUACCUCGGAGAUCGGGUUUCUUCUUAUGGUGGAUCUCUGCGAUAUGAGCUCCACUCGGAGGCCCUGAGAGGAGAUCCUCUUUAUAUACCAGUGGAACGACGGGCAGAUGUCAUCUUGAAGGGAAAUCAGAUGAGCAUUGCCUACCUGGAGACCAGGUACCCCGCACCGGGUGAAAGCCACCAGAGACAAAUUUAUUUGCUUGAGGGUAACUUCAUCCACACUCAGACCCAUAACCCGGUUUCUCGAGAGGAUCUCAUGAUGGUUCUGACUAAUUUGGAGCAGCUGCAGGUCCGCGCUCUGAACUCUCAAUCAUCAUCUUCCGUAUCUCUGCGCAGAGUCAUCCUGGAGAUCGGACAAGAGACAAAAGGCGAUAACCAAGCCAAGAACGUAGAGCUGUGUCUGUGCCCCGCCAACUACCGUGGGGACUCCUGCCAGGAGUGCGCUCCUGGCUUCUACAGGGACACCAAGGGUCUCUUCUUGGGUAAAUGUGUGCCCUGUAACUGCAGCGGGCAUUCUGACCAGUGUUUGGCAGGAUCAGGCGCCUGCGUGACAUGCCAACACAAUACGGAGGGCAAGUAUUGCGAGCGUUGUAAGGACGGCUUUGUGGCUAACAGGACAUUGGACGGCUCCUUGCAGUGCGUCUCCUGCCCGUGUCCCCUCAGUGUGCCCUCCAACAAUUUCGCCAUCGGUUGCGUUCAGCGGGGUCCCUCCACUCAGUGUCUGUGCAAACCGGGUUACGCUGGAGCCAACUGCGAGCGAUGUGCGCCUGGGUACUAUGGAAAUCCUAUGGUAAUCGGAAGUUUCUGCCGCCCAUGUAAUUGUAACGGGAACACCGAUUCCAACAUGUUGUUCAGCGACUGUGACCCUCUGUCGGGCAUGUGCUCGGGCUGUAUGUUCAAUACCGCGGGGCCGCACUGUGAGAUCUGCGCUCCUGGCUUCUAUGGAGACGCAGUCAGCGCCAAAAACUGCACCAGGUGUGAUUGCUCUGUAUGUGGGACGGAGUCAUGUGACCAAAGGACAGGAAGAUGUUUGUGUAAAGCCGGAGUGACGGGUUCACAGUGUGAUCGAUGCAAGGACGGUUUCUCCGGCUUUAACGGGUGCAGUGGUUGCCAGCAAUGUAGCUGUGGCUCCGGAUCAGCAGGUACCGGCUGCGACCCUCACAGUGGGCAAUGUCGGUGUCUCCCUGGUGUUACCGGCCCGCGAUGCCAGCAGUGCACCCCUGGCUAUUGGAACUUUGGUCCUACAGGAUGCACCAAGUGCAGCUGUAAAGGGGGCUCCUGUGACCCCCGGACCGGAGAGUGUCAGUGCAGCGAUGAUCUGAUGGGGAAACAAUGCGACACUUGCAGUCGACCGUAUGAGAUUCCCGUUACCUAUGGAACAGAAACAUUGAAAUGCGAGCCAUGUGACAGUUGCGUUGUAACAUUGUUGGAGGAUUUACAGAGAAUGGCGGAUUUCCUUCCCAGCAUCCGAGAUCAGCUCACCAAUCUGACUGCAAGCUCCAUCGCCUGGACUCGCCUUAGCGGCAUCAACAGCUCCAUCGCCAACCUCACGGAGCUAUGGCUUCAGUAUCAGGGCUCGGUAAAUGGAAUUAAAGACAAAGCCGAUGACUUGGAAGAUGACAGCAUAAGUCUGGCUCAGGAUCUCGAUGCUCUGCAAGAAAAGAUGAAUCUGACCAAAAAAAAUGCUUUUGGCAUACAAAAGGCAACUAAAGCUACGAGCCAGAGAGCCAAAGAACUGUCCAGCAGAGUGCAGUCUCUGUACAAUACGUCUCUUGGUCUGAUUGAUCAGCUCAGGCGAAUUGGACAGUCGAACAGCACCAACGUCGCAUCGACAGACGAGUUCAGACAAAUUACGACGGAUAUCGAUCGGAUGCUAAAAGCGAUGAGGAUCAGAGAUUUUAAACCCUCUGCAGACCUGGCAACACAGGAGCUGGAAGAGGCCAAAAAAUUGCUGGAUCGGGUCAAGGCAGAGCUGGUCACCGGGUUCCAGAACGUCCAGAACUUGUUGAGUGAGACCAGGAGACGGCUGGACACGUACAACUCGGAGGUGAUGGAUCUAAGGGACGCAAUGAAUGAGGCUGUAAAUAAAACGCGUCAGGCAGAAGAUCUCAAUAGCCUUAACCAGAAUAAUGUGGAGGAGAACAACAUAAAAGUAAAUGACCUGCGGAGUCAGCACGAGGAGAUGGUGGCGGCUCUGAAAAUGGCUGAGGAUGCUCUUGUUCAGGUCUCUGACCUCCUGCAGAUGAUUGAAAGCCUGAAAGAGGAGUACGAGAAGCUUGCGGCAGGACUGGAUGGAGCACGAGGUCCGCUCAUGGACAAGGUGAAGAAGUUCUCUCCAGCCAGCGGAAAAAUCCCAAUCGUGGAGAAAGCAGAGAUGCACGCAAAGCAACUGUGGCAGCUUUCAAAGAACCUGUUCAGUGCCAUUGGAGACUCUGAUCAGGACGUCUACAUCCAGAAAGCUAUAAAUGCCUCAAAUGCUUAUUCUAACAUUAUUGAAUCCGUGCGGGAAGCUGAGAAGGCGGCAAAGGAUGCCAACCGGGCAGCGGGGGAUGCAGUGAAGAGCAUUGUCUCCGAGGAUCUGGGGAAAAAGGGCAGAGAUUUACUGAAAAAGAGUGUCCAGCUGGAGGAAUCUGCAAAAUCAGCAGAAAUCGAAUUAAAAGGAGAUAUUGAGCGAAAGCUGCAGGAGGCCAGGAGGAAUUUACAGGACAGACGGAGAAAGAAAGAAAGCCUUCAGUCUGAGCUCAAAUCUGUCCUGGACAAACUUCGCAUGACCCCAGAUAAUGUCACAGAAGACCUCACAAGUGCCAAGUUAAAGGCUGCAGAGGCAAACAGCACUGCGGCGCGGGUAGAGGCCACAUUGACUGAUAUAAAGAAGGACCUGGAGCAAUGGAAGAAUAAAUACGGCAACUUGCAGAAUGAGGACGUCAACAAAGCUGUGGAGGAAGCAAAAACAUCAGUCUCUAAUUUGGAGAAUACUAUUCCUCUUCUUCUGGAUAAACUGAAUAAUCUGGAAAACCGUCAGGGGCAGAAUGGCAGCGUAUCGGACAGUAUCGAACGUAUCCGACAGUUAAUCUCCCAGGCCAGAGACGCUGCGAGCAAGGUGAAGGUCCCGGUGAAGUUUAAUGGGAACUCUGGGGUGCAGCUUCGGCCCCCAUCCAACAUGGCGGAUCUCUCUGCAUACACCUCUCUAAAAUUACACAUCCAGAACUCCGAGCCACAAAACAAAAAGAAACGACAGGUCAACACGGAUCAGGGACGCUUCGUUCUAUACCUCGGGCACGAGGAUGGUUUGGGGGAUUAUCUUGGAAUGGUCCUGAAAGGGAACAGACUGAACUUUGUUUACAAACUGGCAGAGGAGCAGCCCACCUACCUGACCACCAGCGAGGACAUCACGGAGCAGUUUGUCACGGUCACUAUAGAGAGGAUGCUGCAGUACGGUCAGAUGUCCACCGUCGUUUUCUCCAGCCAGGCCCUGCAUGAGAAGAAAGGAGAAAGCACUGCAAGUGGAGACCAGGGUCUGCUCAACCUGGACCCCGGCCGCGUGGUGUUCUACGUGGGCGGGUAUCCUGAUGGAUUUGUGCCCCCAGACCCCCUGAAUUAUCCAAAGUAUCGCGGCUGCAUUGAGAUGGACAGCCUCAACGAGAAACCCAUCAGUCUGUAUGAUUUUGAGAGAACCUUCUAUCUGGACACUCUCCAGGACAAACCAUGUGGCAGAUCUAAAUCCACAAAUGAUCCGUGGCUCACUGAUGGUUCUUACUUUGAUGGUACGGGUUAUGCAGAGAUUAAACUGGACCAGCUGCCCGGCUCUACCAAGAGGUUUGAGAUGGACGUCCGCCUCGUCUCCUACAACGGGAUUCUGUUCUUCCUCGAUGCAGAGGAUCAGUUCCUGUGUCUAGCGGUUGAAGAAGGAAAACUAAUCCUAUAUUACAAUGUUGGAGAGGGGCUCCAGAAGCCCGAGUCGGUAGAUCCCUCCAACGCUCCAAUCAGCACGUCCACCCCUAAAUCGGUCCAUGUCAUUCUGGUGAUGACUGGCAAUAAGAAAAGGAUUUUUGUGCGUCUAGAAAGGAUCAAUGUGUUUAUAGUGGAAUAUGAAAGCGGAAAACUGGAGACGGCUCAGUACUUUUACCUCGGCGGACUGUUACCAAGCAAGUUCCCGGAGAGCCUUAAGGACAUCUUUCCUGGCGGAGGCUCCAUAAGGGGCUGCAUGAAAGGUCUCAAAGCUUUGGGGAAAUACAUGGAUCUGAAACGAAUGAAUACUACAGGUGUAAGCUAUGGCUGCACCUCGGACCUGCUGAUUGCAAGGUCCGUUCAGUUCUUUGGACACGGAUUCCUCAGUAUGUCUUUGAAGAACGUGCCCACCCUUCAGGAUGACUUCUCUGUAGGGUUUGGCUUCCAGACCAGUCAGAUUAAUGGCUUAAUGUACAGCCACGCCACUGAGGGUGGUUCCUGCCAAAUAUCCCUCCAGGAUGGCCUUGUGAAUGUCAGAAUGCUAAGUGCAGAGCUGGCGUCCAAAGCUGCGUAUGCUGAUGGAGUAGGCCAUUAUCUCACCCUCUACAGCAACAAGGAUGAGGUGCGAUUUUACAUGGAUGACCAGCUACAGGAGACACGUAGAUUGUCCUCUGCCAGCAGUGCAGCUCCACAGGAGGCAGCCUCUAGCACAGUCCUGUUAGGAGGAUCACCGGAGAUGAGUCAGCAAGCAAACCUAAGUGGCUGCAUGAGAAAUAUCUUUGUAAAGAGGAAAUCAGGGCCGCAGACGGUGCUUGAUCUGUUACAGAACCAGCAGAGUGUGAAUGUCACCAUGAGCUGUCAGGACCAGUCCGAGGAUCGGCCGCUGGAGAUUCGGGCUUUACUGAAGAAAGAUAAGCUGAAGGCUCGGCAGAGAAAGUUGGCGAUGCCCGAUCAGAGACACUCGGAUUUAUCCUGUGUUCAGCCCAAAAGUGUUAUGGGAGCAUUGAGAUUUGGGGGAUCCCCCUUCAGCCACUUAGAAUUCCGAGAUCUUCCUGCUUUUGUACAGGAACGGUUUCACUUCUCACUUGAGGUCCGACUGAACGCUUCCCACGGCGUAAUAUUUCAUGCUAACAGCAAACAAGAUCGUUCAUCCGUGACACUUGGCGUCUCCAACGGCCGAUUCGUACUCCAGGUGGACAUCGGAGGUAAAAAGCUCCAUGUGACCAGUAAAGACAAAUACCAUGAUGGGAUGUGGCACACGGUUUUCUUCGGGAGAGAGAAGAAUAAGUUGCGUCUAGUCGUGGAUGGACUCAAAAGUAAGAGCAGAACGCUGCCCCCCAGAACCACACUGACGCUGACUCUCCCAGUCUACAUCGGAGGAGUGCCUGUGCACAAAGUCCGACACAACGCGGAAGCCUCAUUGAAAAGCUUCAGUGGAUGCCUGAGGAAUCUUAAGAUGGACGGACGACCUUUGAACUCUCCGGACAAUGUCGUGGGUGUUACACCUUGCUACGAGGGCGCCACAGAGAAAGGAUUGUUCCUCUCUAAUGGGGGAUUCGUAACAUUAGAGAAUCUCGUUAAUUUGGGGCAGGAUCUGGAGGUAAAGUUGGAGAUUCGGCCAAUGCGUCCGUCUGGACUUAUAUUCCACAUCCAGACCCUAGACGGUCACUAUCUGACACUAGCUAUGUCUCAUGGAAAGGUUACUGUAGCUGUGAAUGUUGGCGCAGGGGAAUACUCCACGUCGGUGGGUGUAGAGCAGAGCCUGUGUGAUGGGCACUGGCAUACCAUAGCAGUUACUAAAGGAAGCAAUGUUAUCCAGCUGGACGUGGAUACUGACGGGAAUCACACUGUGGGAGCGAGUUCCUUUCAUCAGAAUAAAAAUAAAGGAACGCUUUAUGUGGGCGCCAUGCCAGAUAAUCUGCGUCUGGCCCAGUCUGUGGCGUCUUCGCGUGAACAUUACCACGGCUGCGUGAGGAAUAUUGUCAUUAACAGAACUGCCAUCGAUGCCUCGGACUCUGGAAUAUUCAUAGGUUCUGCGGGAACCAAUGUCUGCCCAGUUCUCUGAGGGAACUUGGCAGGAAACUGAACUACCAGCAUCGGGUGAGGAAUUGGGGGAACAUCCUGACCCCUCUGCUUCUCCAGAAUUAUGGGUCAUUUAAUGUAACCCUUUCACGCUGCACGCUUGGCCUCACGACUGUAAACACCAAGUACUUUGAUUCCCCUGAAGCCUGGUUUUAUAACAAAUACACUACUGAAUUUGUAAGGGCACAGCCACUGGAGGAAUGUAUAUUGAGAUAUUACUGAAAACCCUUUAAUGGUGCUUUAUCUGCAGAUGUUUGCCAGAGACCCUCGUAGCUCUGGCUAUGAAAUGGUUAACUGCUGCUUUUUGGUUUACUGUACCAGCCUGGGAUGACCUGUGUUGGAGGUAAUGAAUAAGUUAAUUAACCCUUCUAGUCUUGUAAUAUAUUUUGUGCCAUGGGCUUUGCCAGCUGGGGGCAUAACAUAAAUGGAAUAAUUAUAUAAACCGCUAAUUGAACGGUCCUCAUGCCUGCCUUCAUUUAAUGCUGUCAGUCUGUCAUAGCUGAUAUAGUAUAGACCUCGCCCCAAAGCAAAUUUAAACUGUUUCAGUGAAACACAGCAAUAUUUUAAAAUAUUAAAUCUUUAAACCUAUAUAAAGCCUCAAUUCUAUAAAGCUACUUGAGCGGUGUGUGUAAAAUAUAUAUAUAAUUUAUAUUAUUAAAGGGACACUCCAGGCUUCCACACACGUUAGAUGCACUGUGUAGGUUAGGUUACAGUUAGAUAUAUAUAUUUCUCUCUCUUCACAAACCUCACACAUGACACAGCGAUCUGUUAGCUCAGUGGGGGUUUAUUAACCGAUUCACAAUGCAGUUUCUCUAGCUGUGUUUUGCAGGGUUUAACACAUUGAGUUUUACACUGGUAAGUUGAUACCAUUUUGUACCAAUUUAAAGAUUUGUCUUUAUAUUGAUUCCUGUUCCAUUGAAUUAGUUUGACGUGCCAGGUGCAUAUUGCUAACAGGAACAGAUUUGGCACUCAUGGGGUUAAUUUGGCAUUUGUAUUUAUUUUUUAUAUUGUGUCUUACAGUAAACACACAGCCUGUGAAAGGAAGGGGGUGCCAGUCUACUAUCCCCCAGCUUGUGGAAGAGAAUCAUUGGUGAUAUCUACUCUUCCACUAGGGGGCACAGUUUUGGCACCUAAAAUAGUAUUUCACUGAACACUCCACACACCAUAACCACUAAAAUUGGCUGUUGUGUCCAGGCAGCUUUAAGACUUUAAACUGUUUUCAGAGUGGUUCCGUUUCUUCUGACAGAGAGACGGAAAUUACUUUAGUUCUCCUUAGCUAAGCCAUACAGUGCAUUGCUAGCUCAGUGACAUCAGCAAUCACCUUACCCAAAGCCGUGCAGUGCUAGCUCAGUGACAUCAGCAAUCUAUCCGCUCUCCGCACAAUCACCUUACCCAAAGCCGUGCAGUGCUAGCUCAGUGACAUCAGCAGCAAUCUAUCCGCUCUCUGCACAAUCACCUUACCCAAAGCCGUGCAGUGCUAGCUCAGUGACAUCAGCAAUCUAUCCGCUCUCCGCACAAUCACCUUACCCAAAGCUGUGCAGUGCUAGCUCAGUGACUGAACAUCAGCAAUCUAUCUGCGCUCAGCCCUGCGAACUCGCCUUAGCUAAGAGACCGCUUCCGCUGAAGCAGUGAAGGAGGUUCUGUGUCAUCCAGCAGACCCUAGGGCAGGGAUAGGCACCCUUCGGCACUCCAGAUGCUGUGGACUACAUUCCACAUAAUGCUCUUACACUCAUGCUGGCAAAGGAUCAUGGGAGGUGUAGUCCAAAACAUUGGGAGUGCCGAAGGUUGCCUAUGCCUGCCCUAGGGCAUUCCUAGUUCCAAAGCAAUGCAAUGUAGUGGGGUUUUUUUUCUCUCUACAAAAGGCAGUUGAUUGAAUUCAGACAGGAGUCAUAAGCGAAAUCUGCCAAAAUAGUCACAACACAAAUCUUCUCUGCCACAUAAAGGGGCACCUCAUCACAGCAUUCAAACCGCUACAGAAGGCUUUGCCACAGUUUCAGCAAGUUUAAAUGUAAUAGCCUAAUCACAUGGUGUUAUACACUAAACAGUGAGUGGACAGUGCUGUUACCUGGAUCUUUAAAUCCCACAUCGCAAGAAGCAGAGAGGCUCCCCUGGUGCUACUGGUCUCCCUUCAUAAGAAGUGCCUCAUGCUAUAUAGAAUAUUUACAGACCGACUCCUGUUAGAACGGGGACCCAAAUCCCUGAUUAACCACUUUGUCCAAAUAGUGGGUGAAAGCACUUUCUGGACAAUGUACCUGUGAAGAGAACAGAAAAUGUUUUCCUGGCUAUGUUACAAGGCAGCAUCUCGUAUGGAUAUCUCCUCCCUAGCUUGAGAAAAAGGAAAUUAUUACACAAUUAUAAGGUGAUAUAAACACCUCCUCUCUGAGCUCCCAAGUCUGUAUCUAAAUAAACCCAAAAGGCAGGGAGUGUGGCGCUGACAGGUAACAGAGCCAGGAAAAGAUUACGAUAAGUAUGUCACCAACUGUUUAUUUUUCUGGCUAAACAUGGCAGCAUUAGUUAUGGGUACUACCCAAGCACCAAAGAAGGGAGGGAAAGAAACAGGCACCUUGUAUAAUGCAAAAGAACAUAAACUUUAAUAUUCACGUGAAGCCACAGAGGCCAGAACCCUUCUCCCAACCCUGGCGUUAUGAGACGUGAGAUCACGUUUAGAUUGUUUGAUAAAUGUGAGGACCAAAUGGCUGCUAUCCUUAAUUCCUCAGACACCUCCACCCUAAAAGCCCAGGAAACUGCCAAUCCUCUUAUAGAAACGGUGGCUCAUCGUGCAUGCGCGAGAGCUCUGGGGCCUUCUACAUAGUUGCAGCACCCAUUUUGGGAAUCGCUGCAAUCCCGAAA